AUGACAGUCCCAGAAGAAGUCGACAUCAUUAUAUGUGGAGGUGGCAGCUCAGGCUGCGUUCCCGCCGGCCGCCUCGCCAACCUUGAUCAUAAUCUGUCUGUUUUGCUGAUUGAGGCGGGGGAGAACAAUCUGAAUAAUCCAUGGGUCUAUCGUCCUGGUAUUUAUCCAGUGAAUAUGAAACUCGACUCGAAGACCGCGUCAUUCUAUCACUCCCGCCCCUCGGAGCAUCUGGAUGGCCGUCGCGCCAUCGUUCCAUGUGCCAACAUCCUUGGGGGCGGAAGCUCAAUUAACUUCAUGAUGUAUACUAGAGCAUCUGCCUCAGACUACGAUGACUUUCAAGCGAAAGGCUGGACUACUAAAGAGCUGCUCCCUCUCAUGCAAAAGCAUGAAACAUACCAGCGUGCCUGCAAUAACCCCGAGCUGCAUGGAUUUGAUGGCCCCAUCAAAGUAUCUUUCGGAAAUCAUACGUAUCCUAUUGCACAAGACUUUCUCCGCGCUGCUGAAUCUCAAGGAAUUCCAGCCACUGACGAUCUUCAAGAUUUAAAGACCGCCCAUGGGGCUGAACACUGGCUCAAGUGGAUCAAUCGUGACACUGGACGACGAAGUGAUGCGGCCCAUGCCUACGUGCAUAGCACUGAGAUCAAAGCAUUCCAAUCUUCACCUUCAGUGCAAUACCAAAUCCCCACAAAGCCUCUCAAUGGAGGGCAGCCAAUUCGCAGAAUAUUUCGGGCGCGCAAACAAAUCAUUAUAAGCGGCGGAACACUCAGCUCCCCGCUGAUUCUGCAGCGGUCAGGAGUCGGUGAUCCAGAAAAGCUUCGCCGUGCUGGGGUCAAGCCCUUGGUGGACUUGCCCGGAGUGGGGCGCAACUUCCAGGAUCAUUAUCUCACCUUUUCGGUUUACAGAGCCAAACCGGACGUGGAGACCUUUGAUGACUUCGUUCGAGGGGAUCCAAAGGUGCAAAAGAAAGUGUUUCAGGAAUGGAACACGAAGGGGACCGAGGAGCUGAACGAGAUGAAGAAGUGGCCGACCCCUGAGUUUGAAAGUGGGUGGGAGUCAUACUUCAAGAACAAGCCGGACAAGCCGGUGAUGCACUACUCGGUCAUCUCUGGCUGGUUCGGAGACCAUAUGCUCAUGCCACCGGGCAAAUUCUUCACCAUGUUCCAUUUCUUGGAGUACCCAUUCUCUCGUGGUUUCACCCACAUUCAAUCGCCGGAUCCCUAUGAGGCGCCCGACUUUGAUGCAGGAUUCAUGAACGACAAGCGCGAUAUGGCACCCAUGGUAUGGGGCUAUAUCAAAUCCCGUGAGACGGCCCGAAGAAUGGAGGCAUACGCCGGAGAAGUGACUGGAAUGCACCCUCAGUUCGCUUUUAAUUCCCCUGCUAGUGCUCGUGAUCUCGAUCUUGCAACUACCAAGGCCUAUGCUGGACCAAAUCAUAUUUCCGCAGGCAUCCAGCAUGGUUCUUGGUCACAGCCUUUGGAGCCUGGGAAACAGCCAGCAGCCUCUAUUCUGAGCUCGAACAGGCACGAAGACCGUGGCUCUCUUGAAUACACGAAAGAAGAUAUUGCACACAUAGAGAAAUGGGUUCAACGUCAUGUCGAGACCACUUGGCACUCUUUAGGUACUUGCAGCAUGGCACCACGGGAAGGAAGCUCCAUUGCGCCCCACGGAGGUGUGGUGGACGAGCGUCUGAAUGUCCAUGGAGUGAAAGGUCUGAAAGUCUGUGAUCUUUCGAUCUGCCCAGAUAAUGUGGGUUGCAACACUUUCAGCACCGCUCUCCUUAUUGGAGAAAAGUGUGCGGUUUUGACCGCCGAAGACCUCGGGUAUUCAGGAGAGGCUUUGCAGAUGAAGGUGCCGACCUACCAUGCCCCAGGAGAAGUUGUCAAUCUCGCCCGGCUAUAA
Messenger RNA from Penicillium maclennaniae, 1899 nucleotides. RefSeq names its product GMC family oxidoreductase. The record is from RefSeq and is a predicted model, not a curated record. Gene Ontology annotation, molecular function: oxidoreductase activity, acting on CH-OH group of donors; flavin adenine dinucleotide binding. The coding region runs from base 1 to 1899 and encodes 632 amino acids. NCBI's taxonomy places the organism in Eukaryota, Fungi, Ascomycota, Eurotiomycetes, Eurotiales, Aspergillaceae. The transcript is spliced from 12 exons.